AUAUCACUGAUCACUGGCCAUGUCUUUGCUGGAGUCACCUUCCCUUCAGCCAAUAUAUGCCUCUGCAAAGACCAGUUCUCUCUCAGCACAAAGCUAUGUAUUGUCCCUGACAUCGGUAGGAAAUCAAUACGCAGCCUCCGCAUCAGCGCCAUCAAAUACCAUCCACCUGUUUGACAAGUCCAGCCUGCAAGAAAUCCACACACUCCCAGGCCAUAGCACAGCUACUACUUACCUCAGAACGGCAAAAGCACUAGCCGGUUCGUAUCAUGAAACCCUGCUCUCGUCAGGCAAAGACGGUUGUGUCAAAGCAUGGGACCAUCGCUCUGGUUCAGCUAGCAUCAAAAUGUCCACAUCAGGGAGAUCGCGCGCCCUUCUCUCGUGCGAUGUUUCGUCCGAUGGCCUUACUGUCGCUGCAGGAACAGACUUGCAAGCAGAAGACGCGCUCAUACUGUACUGGGAUCCGCGUAAUCCGGUAGCACCGCUUCGUACUCACGGUUCGACCCAUUCCGACGAUAUCACAGCAGUUCACUUCGCGAAACAUGACAUCUCCCCUUUUCGCAACGUUUUGUUAUCCGCCUCAUCAGAUGGCCUCAUAAGCACAUCAGAUGCAGACGAGGAGGACGAGGACGAGGCUGUGUUAAGCAUCGGUAACUGGGGCUGCAGCAUAUCUCAAGCAGGGUGGAUCCAGUCUCCUUCAGAUAUCCGGGCUUGGGCUGCUAGUGACAUGGAAACAUUUAGUUGCUGGUCAAAUGAGCUCGAUCUGCUUCAGGAUCAGGAUAUUCGUGGCCCAUCGAUACACAAUAUAGAACGUACAUGGGUAACUGAUUAUCUCAUCACCUGCCUGAGCAGUCACCGUUCAAAUGGGCAGCUUGGUGUCUUCGUCGGAUCGAACGAGGGUGAUGUUGCUCUGAUUUCGAGUAAUGAUUUGUCGAACUCUUCGUCACCAUGGUCUCUCCACGGGUUAUGGACGGGUGGUCACGUCGGCGUAGUCAGAUCGCUCUUAUGGGACGAGCAAAACAGUGUCAUCGUGACAGGAGGAGAAGAUUCAAAAAUAAAUCUAUGGUCGUGUCCAUUUCUGGAAGACUUUGGUCUGGCAAGCGAAAUCAAACAAGAAGGCGACGUCGAUAUGGAGGUAGAGAUGGGCCUCGGCGCCCGUAGUCCCUCAUCCCGUAAACGGGAAUGGGACGUCCGAAUGAACGUGGACGACGAGCAGUUGGGCAAACGAGUGCGACGGUAGUGGAUACUUGGGGACAAAAAAAUGCCAGCUACUUAAAAGUUCAAUGCGUGAUCACAUGGCUGCUUGAGACAAUUCUUCGAAUAUG
Molecule: messenger RNA, 1322 nt
Organism: Serpula lacrymans var. lacrymans S7.9
Lineage: Eukaryota; Fungi; Basidiomycota; Agaricomycetes; Boletales; Serpulaceae
Exons: 7
Coding region: 20-1237 (405 amino acids)
Molecular function (GO): protein binding
Source: RefSeq, a predicted model, not a curated record